UUUGUAAAAAAAAAAAAAACAAGUCUAUAGCUCAGUAAUGGCGGCUCCGCAAAAUUCUCGCUCGGGAAAAAAGAAUAAAUGGUACUUCACACGCGAACAGAUCGAAAACAGUCCGUCUCGGAGAGCGGGACUCGACCCUGACAAAGAAUUAUCCUACAGACAACAGGCGGCUAAUCUGCUCCAGGACAUGGGGCAACGGCUCAAUGUAUCUCAGCUCACGAUUAACACUGCCAUAGUGUACAUGCAUCGCUUCUACAUGAUCCAGUCUUUCACUCGCUUUCACAGAAACGUGAUCGCCCCUGCUGCCCUUUUCUUGGCUGCGAAGGUUGAAGAGCAGCCUCGCAAGCUGGAGCAUGUUAUUAAGGUGGCCCAUGCCUGUCUCAAUCCACAGGAGACUCCUCUAGACUCUAGGAGUGAUACUUACCUGCAGCAAUCCCAAGACCUGGUCAUGCUCGAGAGCAUUAUACUUCAGACCCUCGCUUUUGACAUCACCAUUGAUCAUCCUCACACGCAUGUUGUCAAGUGUACACAGCUUGUACGAGAUGAAUGUGGAAUGCUGGCAUGUUUGAGUGGCGAUAUUUCAUUUGGGAUGUUCUUGAUUUCAGCAAGUAAGGACCUGGCCCAGACAUCAUAUUUUAUGGCAACCAACAGUCUGCACCUGACCACUUUCUGCCUGCAGUACAGUCCACCCGUAGUUGCGUGCGUGUGCAUUCAUUUGGCCUGCAAGUGGUCUAACUGGGAAAUACCCGUCUCUACAGACAGCAAGCACUGGUGGGAGUACGUUGACCGAAAAGUCACUCUCGAGCUGCUGGAUGAGCUCACGCAUGAGUUUCUUCAGAUUUUGGAGAAGACACCAAGCCGUUUAAAACGCAUUCGAAACUGGAAAGCAUCAGGUCAAACAGCAAAGAAGCCCAAAGAGGGUGACAAGACGGAGACUAUGAUGAGCAUGAUCUCUAUGGCAUCCUCUGAAAGCACACUGGCCGGUUUGAUGAGCCUCUCGGCUCCGCCUUCAGCCUCUUCCUCCCCCACCUCAACAUCAUCUACAGAGGACAAGCAGCCUGUUUUCAAAGUGCCUAACCCACCAGAACCACCUGCUCCCACGAGAGUGUCCCUGAGCGAGUACCGUGCGAAGCAUGCAGACGAACUCGCCGCACAGAAAAAGAAGCUGGAAAACAUGGAGGCCUCUGUAAAGCGCGAGUACGCCACGGCUGCCCAGGCCCUCAUGAACCAGCAACGAAAAGAGAAACACCACCACACCCACCACCAGCAGCAAGCUGGUUCGAGCUCUUCCGAGCCCAUCGUACUAAAGAUCCCACUAGAUGAGAGGCAGGACCGCGGCUCAAUCAAAAUGCGUCUGCCGAACAACAACAGAGGAGCCGAGCAGGACCUUAAAUUAAAGCUUCGCCUCCCAGACAAAAGAUCAGGGUCAGGGGAUGAUUGCAAGAGCAAAGACAAGCACAGAGAGCGGUCCAACCAUCACCACCACCACAAUCAUCACCAUCACCACUCCUCAGGGAGUGGCUCUACAUCCUCAUCUACACACAAACACUCCAGCUCUACGAGCGCUUCCACAAGUAGCAAAAAAGCAGACACGGCGAGAACGAGCUCAUCUUCCUCGUCCUCCCGAAAGCGAACUCACUCUUCUGAGCCCUCAUCCAGCGCUCACCCUUCGAAAGUCAGCAAGUUGUCCAGGAAUUCAUACCAGCUGCCCCCACUGCCUGCAGACAUCCUGCCCUCGCUUGCGCUUUCACACAAUCAGGGUUUCCCACACUCCAAAACUGACAAGGCUGACACCAACGGGCACAGCGGCAGCACUGGAGGUCAGUCCAACGAGUUCCAGGACACCUUUGACAUGCUGAGUUCGUUGCUGAGUGCCCAGGGGGUGCAGCCCGUCCAGCCCCAAAUAUUUAACUAUCACUCCCAGUACGGCGAUUACAGAUUCAGCGCAAGCUCAAAAGGAGCGAACCCGCAACCUCCCCCGCUUCCUUCAGAACCCCCUCCACGGCUUCCACCGCUGCCCGAAUGAACAGUCAUACUCUGUCUAUAAACCAUCACAGGCUUCCCAGAUCUCACCCUUCCAUCCUCUCCAUUUCCCCUCAUGUGCAUUAAGAUUUAUGAGAAAUUAACAUACCACUAUAUAAAUAUGCACAUUCUGCUUUAACCUGUUUAAAUCCACCCCAAUCAUAGAUUCUCUGUGUCUUUGUGCAUGGGUGGUACCACAGCACCCGAUUGUGUGGCAAUAAAGGCUAUAAAAUAUAAACUAUUAAAACCUAGCAAAAAAAAUGCAAAAAUAAAAUGU
Molecule: messenger RNA, 2299 nt
Organism: Silurus meridionalis
Lineage: Eukaryota; Metazoa; Chordata; Actinopteri; Siluriformes; Siluridae
Gene: ccnt1
Product: cyclin T1
Exons: 9
Coding region: 38-2026 (662 amino acids)
Biological process (GO): positive regulation of DNA-templated transcription, elongation; regulation of transcription by RNA polymerase II
Cellular component (GO): nucleus; cyclin/CDK positive transcription elongation factor complex
Molecular function (GO): cyclin-dependent protein serine/threonine kinase activator activity
Source: RefSeq, a predicted model, not a curated record